AACUAACAUUAAGGUUCUUUGUUUUGAUCACCCACAUUAAAGUUGAUGAUCCAUACAGCAUGGUAUUUUCUAUAUGUUUCACUUUUUUAAUUUUAAUGAACUUAUUGAUUUUCCAGGCAGAGCUGGCAGGUAUGGAUCCAAAUUUCCUGUUGGUGAAGUGGCUUGUUUAUGUGCAGAUGACCUACCAUUGCUUCAUUCAUCAUUAACGGCCCCGUCUUCUGUUCUAGAGGUGAUGGCAUUGCCAUUUGGAAUUCUCAUGAAAAUCUGCUUUGACUUUGUUUUGUAAACACGAACGGGGCUACACUUUUAUGUGUUUCUACAUUUUGCUGUUUACCGAACCUGAGUAACUUAUAUAAUGCAGCAAGCUGGACUGCUUCCAAGCUUUGAUCUAUUGUAUAUGUGUUCACGUUUGCAUCCAAAUAGUGGUUUCUACUAGAUAUUGGAGCAUUUCCUAGACAAUGCAAAACUAUCAGAAAAUUAUUUUUUUCCAACUGUGAAGACAUAUUGAAAGUUGCUGCUCUUGUUGAUCAAUUGCCCCUUGGGUUGCAUCAGAAGUAUCUUUUUUGUUUGAGCUAAUAUAUUAUCUUCAAACCGUAGGAAGUUGCUUAGAAUAAUAAGUCUGUCCAGUCCAGUAAGCUUUUCUACCAGCUUGGUAGGCCAAACAAUUCAGGUAGCAAAUGCCAUGAACAACUUGAUCACAUUUCUCUUAUUGUGUAGUAUUUGUGAUAUGUAGUCCAGUUGACAUGGAUGGUGACAUAGAUUGGAGAAAGGACGUUCAAGUAACAAAUACAUGUAUUUAGG
This is a messenger RNA of Rubroshorea leprosula, 801 nucleotides long. The record is from the annotation of a GenBank genome assembly. Lineage: Eukaryota; Viridiplantae; Streptophyta; Magnoliopsida; Malvales; Dipterocarpaceae.